Molecule: messenger RNA, 1958 nt
Organism: Megalobrama amblycephala (Wuchang bream)
Lineage: Eukaryota; Metazoa; Chordata; Actinopteri; Cypriniformes; Xenocyprididae
Gene: urp2
Product: urotensin II-related peptide
Exons: 5
Coding region: 867-1679 (270 amino acids)
Biological process (GO): regulation of blood pressure; blood vessel diameter maintenance
Cellular component (GO): extracellular region
Molecular function (GO): hormone activity
Source: RefSeq, a predicted model, not a curated record
AUAACACUGAGGUACUGUAAAUAAGUAUAUCAAUACUCACGGACACAGGAAAAUUAUGUUGUUUUUUUUAUUAAAAAUUAUGUUUAUAUAAAUGUGACUGAUUUAGUGUCAAGAGAGAAAACUAAUACAGAUUUCAUUAUGAUGUCAUAAAUAACUUAUUUAUAAAUAUUUUAAGUAGAACUUCAUGAUUGACAAAACGUCAAAAUGCAAGCACUCCUUAUAGGUAUAAAAUAAAUCCUAAAUUUAAAAAAACCCCACCAUAAUCACAUUAAAUGUUUUUCUUAUAUGAGUUUAACUGCACCAAUGCAUCAUCGUCAUCAAACGCACUUCAGCUUAUGCUAAUUUCUCCUCAUAUGCAUGAAGCCUAUUUGCAUUGGCGCACACAUCAAACGUGGUCCAGAUUCGGGAUGGCCCUUUUGACCCUGUUGAGGAGUGGACAAAGUCAUUGGGUGCGCUGCUGUGUAAGCAGUGAUAAGGCACUUCUUAAUGUGUUUGCACAGGGGCCGGAGUGAAAAGGGCCUCUGACGCAGAAGGGCCCACUGCCUGCCGCCACCUUCACAAUGGAGGACCCCGACACCAAACACAGCCCCAAAUGUCACACAACGCCUGGACGUGGCGGGGAGGGAUGUGCAGCCUGAUUGGACGGUGUCUCGUAUAAAAAGGCCCGGUGGAUGUGGCGUGACGGCAGAGGAAGCGCGGCGUAAAAUACUGUAAAGUACGACACACUUGACAAGCCUUCUCAUCUUAGAGGCGCAUCAGUGUAAAAGAGUGUGGCAGGUGUAUGAAUUCACCCAAACACAGAUAGAGAGAUCUAAACGCAUUUGCAUUCAUUCAUAGCUGGACCGUCUCACCUUCAGGUCAUUAAGAUGUAUAAGGUGGACAUGUUGAAAGUAUUGACCACAGUUGCUCUGCUGACCGUCGCUUCGGCUGCUCCGUUGAUGCCUGGAGAACCACCAGCUGAUGGAGAUCCAAGGAGAACUGGCGCGGAUGAAAUAAACACAGCACGAGCGAAGCUACUGAGGACCGGACCAAUGACGACAUUUCCCGAUGGAGAUGGAAAGACUGCGGUGAUGAGAGCUUUAGACGAAAUAAUUACAGCAACAAGCAGCCCAAAUGUCAGAGACAAAACAGGUAUCAGUAAUCUAUUAAAGACACUAACACUCCUUUCUGACGGACACGAGGAGAUUGAUGGAUCUCUGAGGACAGACCGCACAACCAGUUCCCCCAAUUCCCAGCGGCAAGCGGAGAAGAACAGACUGUUCAGGCUGUCAGAAGUGAUUGGGUCAAACGAGCACGACGACACUCCAACAGCAGCCAAACAAUCCAAGUCUGAUCCCGUCACGGGUGAUCCCGAGGCUCGAGAGGAGCUGGUGAAGAUGUUGAGCGCACUUGAAGAGCUUCACAAGUUAAUGAACCGCACACUGAGGCAUCGAAUCACCAUCAUACCCAGAGGAAAUAGCAAUGGGCGAGGUUCUGGGAAAAAGAACAAAAUGGUAGUGACAGAUGGAAACCUGAAAUCCACCACAGCGACCACUAUAGACAGCGGUGGGAUUUCACCGAUGGCCAGCACUGACCAGAUGGAUCCCAAACUCAACGGAAAAGCCUUUAAAAAGUCUCUUCCAUCAGCUAAGAAACCCAACAAAAGAGUGUGCUUCUGGAAGUACUGCUCUCAGAACUGAGCUCCGCCUAGAUGAGCGAUAGAUUUCACCCUCAUUUCACCAACCUUUGAAAUGCCAAGCAACAAAUCCUGUUCUCAAACAUAGAUGCUUAAACUCUUCUCAAUGGACCAUCAAUAACAUGACUGACCGCUCUGACCCCUGUGACGUGUGUACCCUUGAUUUUGUGCACGAAAUCCUGUUAACCUUCUAUCGACAACACCUUUGUUGUUGCAAGCUCCAAUAAAAAUGACAAAGCAUGCAAAAAUACUGUGAUAAUAAAGAGAACUUUAUUUUUCUACA